CACCGGGGCCGCUUUGCUGCUUAUGCCAUCAAAACAUGUACAACUGAGGCUAAACUUUGCAGAGUUUGGUGAAUAAAAUAAGCAUUCUACCAGCUUGACGACUGACCCGAUUACACUGAAAAAUGUGGAUUUUUUAACUGCUUUUGAUGUGGGCAGUAGAAACUUUUUAGACGUUUUGGGGUUUUUCUGUGAAAACGGAGUAUUUUACAGAGAGAAAGUUUUCUUGUUCGUACGUUUUUAGAUAGGCGCAUUUGUUUUCUUCAAAAUGCCACAGCUGAACGGAGGUGGUGGCGAUGACUUGGGAGCGAAUGAUGAACUUAUAUCUUUCAAAGACGAAGGAGAACAAGAGGAGAAAAUAUCCGAGAAUGUGUCGGCCGAGAGGGAUCUGGACGACGUGAAAUCGUCUUUGGUGAACGAGUCUGAAAACAACAGUAGCUCGUCUGACUCAGAGCAAACAGACAGGCGUCCACAACCGAGACCAGAACUAGAAACCUAUGAGAAACAAAGAGAGUAUUUUGCUGAAGCCUUACGGCGACAGCAAGAUGGUGGAUUUUUCAAGGGUCCCCCUUAUGCUGGAUAUCCUUUUCUGAUGAUUCCAGACCUCACAAAUCCAUAUCUCUCUAACGGCUCUCUAUCCCCCAGCGCCAGAACGUAUCUCCAGAUGAAAUGGCCUCUGCUAGACAUUCCUGGGUCUACAGCCCUGAAGGACUCAAGGUCGCCGACGCCAGGACACUUGUCAAACAAGGUCCCUGUGGUGCAGCAUCCUCACCACAUGCAUCCUCUCACUCCACUCAUCACCUACAGCAGUGACCACUUCUCCCCCUCCACACCCCCGUCCCACCUGUCCCCCGAGAUCCUCGACCCAAAGACAGGCAUCCCGCGGACUCCGCAUCCGUCUGAGCUGUCUCCGUAUUACCCGCUCUCUCCUGGGGCCGUGGGGCAGAUCGCUCACCCCCUGAGCUGGCUGAUGCCGCAGCAGGGCCAACAUAUGUACCCGAUCACGCCCGGAGGGUUCAGACACCCUUACCCAGCGCUCGCGAUGAAUGCAUCCAUGCCCAGCCUGGUGUCCAGUCGCUUCUCUCCUCACGUGGGGCCACACCCAGCUCACACCCUCCACCAGACCGGCAUCCCACACCCAGCCAUCGUUUCCCCCACCAUCAAACAGGAGCCCAGCGCUGACGGACCCAGCACCCCAGUCCAUGGGAAAGCAGCGGUGCCCGUGAAGAAGGAGGAGGAUAAGAAGCCCCACAUUAAGAAGCCUCUGAAUGCCUUUAUGCUCUACAUGAAGGAGAUGAGGGCCAAAGUGGUGUCUGAGUGCACGCUGAAAGAGAGUGCAGCUAUAAACCAGAUCCUCGGCAGGAGGUGGCACUCGCUGUCCCGUGAGGAACAGGCCAAGUAUUAUGAGCUGGCGCGGAAAGAGAGGCAGUUACAUUCUCAGCUCUAUCCAGGCUGGUCAGCACGGGACAACUAUGGAAAGAGGAAGAAGAGGAAGAGGGAGAAUAAGUCAGAAGCCAAUCCAGAUAACUUCUCACCCCAGAGCAAGAAGCCGUGUGUCCCCUACCUCCCCGCUGAGAAAAUGAUUGACAGCCCUACCUCCUCUCACGGCAGCAUGCUGGACUCCCCUGCCACGCCCUCCGCCGCCCUGGCCUCUCCCGCCGCCCCGGCCGCCACUCACUCGGAACAGGCCCAGCCGCUGUCCCUCACCACCAAACCGGAGAACCGCUCCCAACACCACUUCCCCGCGCUGGGCAAGGCCCCGGGCCCCGGCCCUUCCGCCGCCUCGUCCCCUCACCCGAACCUCUCUCUCCACGGCCAGUCCUCAGCCCUGCUCUCUCGACCAAUCCCCUUCACCAGCCUCCCCCCGUCCAUGCUGGCCCCGCCCACCUCCUUCCACCAGGCAGCUCUGCACUCCCAUCAUGCAUUGGUUCAGACGCAGCCGCUCUCUUUAGUGACCAAAUCGACGGAUUGAAUCAAAACGUUUUGUUUUGU
Messenger RNA from Chanos chanos (milkfish), 1989 nucleotides. It is a transcript of the gene tcf7l1a, whose product is annotated as transcription factor 7 like 1a. Gene Ontology annotation, biological process: canonical Wnt signaling pathway; generation of neurons; regulation of transcription by RNA polymerase II. The record is from RefSeq and is a predicted model, not a curated record. Gene Ontology annotation, cellular component: chromatin; beta-catenin-TCF complex. The coding region runs from base 266 to 1969 and encodes 567 amino acids. Gene Ontology annotation, molecular function: RNA polymerase II cis-regulatory region sequence-specific DNA binding; DNA-binding transcription factor activity, RNA polymerase II-specific. The transcript has 12 exons. Lineage: Eukaryota; Metazoa; Chordata; Actinopteri; Gonorynchiformes; Chanidae.